AUGUCCAACUCGAUUCAAACCAUCAUCAUUCUUUACGCUUCACAAUCUGGCACAUCGGAAUAUUUAUCAAAUCAAUUAUAUGAAAAUUUGAAAUCUAAAUUAUCUUCUCUCACCAUCAAGUGUGAUUCUAUUGAGAAUUUCGAGCAAUAUCUUUCUCAAUCCUAUCUUCAACAUCCAACUUUAUAUUUAUUUGUGAUUAGUACUUCACUGGAGGGAUCUCCACCUUCAUCCAUGAGUGAUUUUUCUGAUUAUACAUCCACUCAAAAGGCUAUUUCAGUAUUUACGAGUCCUAACUUUGAAUAUUCAAUUUUCGGAAAUGGAAAUUCAAAUUAUGAAGACACCUAUCAACAAGCCUCAAGGCAAUUCAAAGAAUUAUUAAAAUCUAAAUUCAAUAGAAAUCCAUUGAUUGAAUGUAGAGAAGGCGAUCAAUCGGAAGGAAAUGUAGAAGUUGAAUGCGAAGAAUGGGAAACUGAUAUUAUUAAUUAUUUCAAGAGCCUUGAAUGA
This is a messenger RNA of Naegleria lovaniensis, 504 nucleotides long. RefSeq lists its product as uncharacterized. Gene Ontology annotation, molecular function: flavin adenine dinucleotide binding; oxidoreductase activity; FMN binding. Bases 1 to 504 code for a protein of 167 amino acids. The record is from RefSeq and is a predicted model, not a curated record. The transcript has a single exon. Gene Ontology annotation, cellular component: cytosol. NCBI's taxonomy places the organism in Eukaryota, Heterolobosea, Eutetramitea, Acrasida, Naegleriidae.